Messenger RNA from Ilex paraguariensis (yerba mate), 1881 nucleotides. The record is from the annotation of a GenBank genome assembly. NCBI's taxonomy places the organism in Eukaryota, Viridiplantae, Streptophyta, Magnoliopsida, Aquifoliales, Aquifoliaceae.
AUGGUGUAUUAUAAGAAUGUAGAAUAUGAUGGGGGUGAGUUUUCGGUGGGGGACGAUGUGUAUGUGAAGAGAAGAGAGGAUGCAAGCUCGGAUGAGGAAGACCCAGAAGUGGAGGAGUGUAGGGUUUGUCUCAAGACUGGCAAGGCAGUGAUGAUUGAAUGUGAUGAUUGUUUGGGUGGGUUUCAUUUGAAAUGGUCAAAGCCGCCACUGAAAGAGGUCCCAGAAGGAGAUUGGAUUUGUGACUAUUGUGAGGCAAAAAAAUUGAGGAAAAAUGUUGAAGUACCUCAGCCACCAGUAGGGAAGCAACGACCAAGGACUGCAAGGGAGAAGCUUCUUUCAAGUGAUUUAUGGGCGGCUCACAUUGAGAGUAUUUGGAAAGAGGUGGAUGGUGAUUAUUUGUUUCGGGGGCGUUGGUAUAUAAUUCCUGAAGAAACUGCCCCAGGAAGACAACCGCAUAAUUUAAGGAGGGAGCUCUAUCAGACCAAUGAUUUUGCUGAUAUUGAGGUAACAUAUGCCCUUUUCUGUUGUUUAUUCGAUAAUCUCUUGAUUGGCCCCAAAAAAUUUGUGGUGGAGAAUGGAACUCAUCAGAUGGAGUGUCUUAUAAGGCAUUGUUAUGUUAUGAAUCCCAAAGAAUUUGCCAAGGAAAGCAAUGGUGAUGAUGUUUAUUUAUGUGAAUAUGAAUAUGACAUACAUUGGCAUACUUUCAAGCGUAUUGCAGAGAUUGACAAUUGUGAAGGGGAUGAUGAAGAAGCUGACAGUGAUGAACAUUGGAGUUCUUGCAAGGAUUCUGACUCUGAAACAGAAGACACGGAACAUGAAGAGAGACGCAGGAAUCUAGUCGCUGGACAAUUCCCCACACAUCAGUUGGCUGCAGUAUGGCCUUUUCCUUUAUUUGACUAUGUGGUUAAUAGUCUGGUGGCUGAACAUGUGAGAUGCCACAAGCAGACUGAACUUGAAAAGGCUAAAGCAACGCUAUUGUUGGCAACUUUACCCAAAUUUCUUCCUUGUAGAAAUAAAGAAAUGGAAGAGAUAACCGCAUUUAUAAAAGGUGCCAUAUGUGAUGAUCAAUGCCUUGGACGAUGUCUGUACAUUCAUGGAGUUCCUGGUAUUGGCAAGACAAUGAGUGUACUUGCAGUAAUGAGGAGUCUAAGGUCCGAGGUUGAUGCAGGAGGUAUUAACCGUUACUGCUUUGUGGAGAUUAAUAGUCUGAAAUUGGCAUCACCGGAGAACAUUUACAGGGUUAUUUAUGAAGCUUUAAGUGGACACAGGGUUAGUUGGAAAAAGGCUCUCCACUUGCUGAAUGAGCGUUUCUCAAAUAGAAACAAAACUGACAGGGAGGACAACCGACCUUUUCUGUAUAACAUUCUUGAUUGGCCUACUAAGCCACAUUCCAGAUUGAUUGUAAUAUGGAUUGCAAAUACUAUGGAUCUUCCGGAGAAGUUGCUUCCCCGUAUUUCAAGCCGUAUGGGCAUACAAAGGCUGUGCUUUGGUCCCUAUAAUUAUCAGCAACUUCAAAAAAUCAUUUCAAGUUGUCUAAAAGGAAUUGAUGCAUUUGAAAAACAAGCUAUAGAAUUUGCUUCAAGAAAGGUGGCAGCUAUUUCAGGAGAUGCACGUCGUGCACUGGAGAUAUGUAGGCAUGCGGCUGAACUCACAGAUUAUCAUAAUAAGAAUUCAAAUCCCAAUUCUGCUCCUGCAGGUAGAGAUACUUCGACUACCUCUGUAUUCCACGUUGCAAUAAGAAAGGAUAAUGGACAGAUAACUCUAGAGUUAGAAGGUUGGACUUACCUUCUUGACAAUCACCAGGUUAUAUCUGAAGACCCCCCUGACACUGUGCAAGACAUUAUCAACAAGUCAAAUAUGUAUGGUGCAGCAGCAGUCUAG